Gossypium raimondii (Peruvian cotton) is the source of this 1272-nucleotide messenger RNA. RefSeq names its product F-box protein At4g22280. Gene Ontology annotation, molecular function: protein binding. The record is from RefSeq and is a predicted model, not a curated record. The transcript is spliced from 2 exons. The coding region runs from base 235 to 1272 and encodes 345 amino acids. Lineage: Eukaryota; Viridiplantae; Streptophyta; Magnoliopsida; Malvales; Malvaceae.
ACCAAAUAACUUUCUCUUCCUUCCUUCCACAAAUCCGAUCCGGUGGCUGUCACCUCCACCCAAGCCCGCCGUCAGUGUUCUCAGCUCAGCUUCUUGGACCUCUUCUAUUCUCAAGUCUCCAAGGUUUGCUAGGAAGCCAGACAUAAGCUAGUGAAGUCGAACCACAAGUACAGAAGCAAAAAACUUCCAAUUACUAUCGCCAAUCGUCGCACCGGUCUGUAGUUUUCUUAUCUUAUGGCGAUGUGUGUCGAAGACAGGAUCAGUAAAUUUUCGGAUCAUAUUCUUUGUCAUAUUUUGUCUUUCCUUCCCAUUAAAGAAGCAGUUCGAACCUCUAUUAUUUCAACCAAGUGGAGAAACCUCUUUGCUUCAAUUUCUAUCAUUGAAUUUGAUGGUGAUUUACUGCGUCGUUUGACUGACAGAAACAUUGACAGCUUCAAGAACUUUGUUGAUAGGUUGUUGAAAUUCCCCGAUCAAGUAAGUUUAGAUUGCUUUAGGCUACAUGAUGGGAUUUCUUCAUGGAAUGAUGGGAUUUCUUCAUGGAUUGAUGGAGAUCAUGAUUUUGAUGUUUCUGGUUGGAUAUGUGCUGCACUGUGCCGUGGUGUUAAGGAAAUUGAUUUGAAAUUAUAUAAUCUUGGGGAUGUUCCACCUGAUGUUCCACCUGUUUUAUUCACUUGCCACUCACUGGUGAAUCUGACAUUGGUUGCAUUAGGUUUUAAGAUUGAGGUCCCAUCUGACGUUUGUUUAGGGAAUCUGAAGACUUUCUACCUUGAAUCGGUAUUUGUCUGUGAUUCCAUUAAUAGGUUAAUUUCGAAUUGUCAUGUCUUAGAGGAUUUGACUUUUAUGUAUUGUUCUGUUGCGAAUGCAAGUGAGCUUAAUAUCCAAAGUCCUUCGCUUAAGGAAUUGACACUUUAUUUUGAUCCGCCAGACAUAGACCACUCGGUCCACUCGGUGGUGAUUAAUGCUCCAAAUCUUGUUUAUUUUCGAUAUGGAGGUGACAUAGUUAGAGUUUAUCCUUUGGGUAACAUGAAGUCCCUAGAAAAAGCCCAGAUUUACAUCUGGUUUGGUUCCGAAACAAAUGCAGCUCAUCUAUACCAAGGAAUUUGCAAUAUACGGUCUCUAACAUUACAAAUUUCAAAAGAGAUUUUCCCAACAAGUCGACUUCCUAUAUUUCAUAACCUUAUUGAACUCGAAUUUCACGGAGACAUUUGUUUUGUGGAGAUUCUACAUUGUAUGCCUAAUCUAAAGAAACUUAUCCUCAAAUAUCUGGUAUGA